CAUCUGAGAUUGGAGAGAGCCGUCCCCCUUCCCCGUCCUUCCGCCUCCGAUCCCGAUCCCGAUCCCUCCCCCAAGAAAUUUGCAAUCCCUAAAGAGAUCUGAAACCCUAAUCAAUCCAAGAAGGGUUUGCUUGUCCGAUCGAUCGCCAUGGCGUGCCUCGCGCUCUCCUUGCAGCCGGCCAAUGGCCCCGACAUCCUCCUCCAGACUCGCGAGUGGUUCCCUCCCGCCCGCGCCCUCGCCGCCCUCUCCGCCUUCCGCCACACCCGCCUCUCCCUCUCCCCCGCCGCCGCCGGCCCCGCCCGCGGCCUCCCCUCUUCUUCCUCCGCCGUCCCCGCCUCGUCCCCUUCCCCUUCCUCCGACGAUCUUGAUUCCUCCCUCGGAGACGAUCCCCUUGCUGCCUCCGGUGGCCAGCUCGUCGUCGGCGUCGAGAGCAAGUAUCGCGUUGUCUAUCGACUAGUCAACUCGGUUUAUGUCCUCGGCGUCACCACCGCCGACCACCACUCCAACCUUUUCGAGUGCAUUAACACCGUCAACCAGGCCGUCUCUGUCGUCGUCGCCGCCUGCCGUGGCGUCGACGUCACCCCGGAGAAGCUCCACCGGAAGUACCCUGAGGUGUACAUGGCCCUUGAUAUCGUCCUCCGCGGCGUCGGCAGCGUCCGCCUCGCCUACAUCCUCUCUUCCAUCCACGGCGACAACAUCGCCAAGAUGGUGCACACCGCCAUUGACGCGGAGAACCGCGUCCGCGGCGCCGACUCCUGGGCCGGUGGCGCCGAGGCCCUCGCUACCGAGCGCCGCGCCAACCUCGAGGCCUUCUCCUCCGCCUUUUUCGAGCUCCCCACCGAGACCCUCGCCGCCGGGGACGAGGUCGCCGUCUCCAUCGCCCCCGCCACCACCUCCCUCACCGAGGACCAGCAGCAGAAGGACCAGACCGAGGAGGCCGCCCCGGAGGAAAAGGAUCCCUUCGCCGCCAGCGAGCGCAUCAACAAGCCCGACGAAGCCCUCGUCGGAGGGUUCAAGAAGAGCAAAGAUCAGACCGCCAGCACGGCGGAUCCGACGCUGGCCCUUGCCGGGCUCGAGGUCACGACUCUCCCUCCGGCCGAAGCCACGAAGCCCACUUUCAUCGGGGUGGAAGGGUUCGAAGGGGACUACGGUGGAAUCGAGUUUGGCAACGAGGAGGCGUCCCUCUCGGAAGCAUUUGAAGGCAUUGAAGGGAACACUCCAUUCGGAGGUGGGCUCGAUGCAUCGGAAUUCAUAACGACCACGAAGAAGACUACCCAGGCCCAGGGUCUUACCGGUCUCGAGCUCCUUGCCACUGGCCCGAGCCCUGCGGCUGCUACUGCCGCUGCGGCAGCGGGAGCUGGCACACCUCUGGAGAAUCUCCUGGUAACAAAGACAAAGGAGAUGACGGGUCCUGAGAUGUUCAUUUCGGAGGAGAUCAAUGCUGAGUUCAGGGAGUCUCUUCUUGCUCGUGUGGGCUUGAAAGGCACCAUCUUCUUGAGAACGCUGCCACCGAAGAAGGCUGCUGGGAAAGAGACGGAGUUCUCCUUUCGACUGGAAGGCACCUCAAGCAUUAAGAGGGCGGUACUGCAAAGUUCUCGUGUUAGCAGCCUUCAGAACGGACUGUUUCACGUUAGGACUCCAUCUAUGGAAGAUCCCAUACCACUCAUUCUUUAUAGCUUGCAGCCUCGUUUGACUCCACUGCCACUGAGGCUUCGACUCGUGAAGCGCCACACCGGGAAGCUUCUCAGAGCAAUGAUACAGUAUGUCUCCAACCCGUCAUUGCCCAUGCCAUUGACCAAUGUGACCUUUAUUCUGAAGCUUCCAGUUGAGCCAACUUUGCUUGAGGUUUCACCAAAGGCGAUUCGUGGAGAGAAGGAGAUUAGGUGGCAUAUCUCUGAUGUUCCUCUCAAGGGUCCUCCAGGUCGGCUGAGGGCAAAAAUGCCAGUUGAUCAGGAUUCUGCAGACGGUGAACUUGAUGUCAAUGGGAUGGUGAAUUUCUCUUCUCAAGGGUCUAUGACGCUGUCUGGUGUAUGUCUUAGGCCAGUUUCGGAUGGCAUUGCACACUUCAAUGAGGUUAGCCAUAUUUAUGCUAGUGGGACUUAUUUGUGCACAUGACCAGCAACCAUGGUUCACAUUGUGAAGGCUUGCGGUCAGUUCUUUCACAAUGAUUUAUCAAGUUGCUAGAGAGUGACAAAAUUUCAUGUGUAAUAAAUUUGGCUUUGGUAUAGCUGGUUCAACUACUUCUGUGUUCUUCGGCAUGUAUUCUUUUGGCUUUCUGGAUGUUAUUUGAGUUGAAAUGAGGUAGUGCUUUAUGUAAUAGCUUAAAUAUUGAACAGUGUAUGGGUGUCAUUGUGUUUGAUUGUUCUUUUAAAAUUUUCUCUGUCCUGAC
This is a messenger RNA of Musa acuminata subsp. malaccensis (wild Malaysian banana), 2389 nucleotides long. RefSeq lists its product as uncharacterized. The record is from RefSeq and is a predicted model, not a curated record. Lineage: Eukaryota; Viridiplantae; Streptophyta; Magnoliopsida; Zingiberales; Musaceae.